AUUUGAUGUAGGUGAAAGCAAGCCCCCAUGUGUGUGAACUAUCAACAAUGGAUUAGGUUCAAUGACUUUAAUGCCGCUGCGAAAUCUCCUCUGCAUAGUGCUUUCCCCCUUCCAACCACCACCUCUCCAUUCAAUUUGGUGUGCCCAUUUCUCUGCACUUGACCAUUAUUCUAUUUAAAGCAAGCAAAACAGAAAGAGGGAAUCAAAAUUCACCCACCGCCAUGGAUGGAAUCGAGCACAGAACCGUGAGCGUCAAUGGCAUACAAAUGCACGUAGCCGAGAAGGGCGAAGGCCCAGUCGUUCUUCUGAUCCACGGCUUCCCCGAGCUCUGGUACUCAUGGCGGCACCAGAUUGUGGCCCUGAGCGCGCUCGGAUACCGCGCCGUGGCGCCGGAUCUUCGUGGAUAUGGCGAUUCUGAGGCGCCAGGUCCGAUUUCUAGCUAUACUUGCAUGCAUAUUGUGGGGGAUUUAGUCGGUCUUGUUGAAUCGCUGGGAGUUGGGGAAGUGUUCGUUGUGGCGCAUGAUUGGGGCGCCAUGAUCGCAUGGUAUUUGUGUUUGUUCCGAGCUGAGAUUGUGAAGGCUUUUGUGUGUCUGAGUGUGCCCUUUAGGCCGAGGAAUCCCAAGAUGAAGCCAGUUGAGAGCAUGAGGGCAUUUUUUGGAGAUGAUUACUACAUCUGUAGAUUCCAGAAUCCAGGAGAGAUUGAAGAAGAAAUGGCCCAGGUGAGUGCCAAAGAGGUACUUAGAGGCAUAUUGACAACAAGAAGGCCAGGCCCACCCAUUUUGCCCAAAGGACAAGCGUUCAAAACCAGGCCUGAAACCAUAACUGCCUUGCCCUCUUGGCUUUCAGAAGAAGACCUUUCCUACUUUGCCUCCAAAUAUGAGCAGAAGGGCUUCACUGGUGGAUUGAACUACUACAGAGCAAUGGACUUAAACUGGGAGCUGACAGCCCCAUGGACAGGGGUGCAAGUGAAAGUGCCAGUGAAGUACAUAGUUGGAGAUCUUGACAUGGUUUUCACAACCCCAGGAGCUAAGGAGUAUGUUAAUGGUGGAGGUUUCAAGAAAGAUGUGCCAUUUUUGCAGGAAGUUGUGAUAAUGGAGGGAGUUGGCCAUUUCAUCAAUCAGGAGAAGCCUGAAGAGAUUAGCACUCACAUCUAUGACUUCAUCAGAAAGUUCUAGUUCUAGUCUGCUUCUUCUUCAUCAGAUUAGCUAAUAAUAUUGCUCCUCCUCUCUCAUGGUGUGUUUCUCAAGUUUUUUAUGUGGUGGUUUUAUUUUUUAAAGGAAUUAGAUAGAAUCUUUCAGAAUCUAAGCUGCUGUUUAGAGUUGUUUUCUUAAGUAAGUUGGGUGCGUGAAAGUCUAGUACGCUUGUUUUUUUUUAUAGGCUGGAAUCGAUAGUUCUUUAGCUUUUUAUUCUUAUAAUUGGGAUGCUCACGCCCAUCCUAAUGUCUAGAUAUGGAAGACAUCAAAGGUUUUUGGUAUUAAGCUCACCUGAAUGUUUGAAUACAAAAUUUCAUGAUAGGUGAUACCAUAAAGUUCCAUUAGCUGUGGCUUGGGGCUUUUUAACAGGCUUAUAUGUGUGAAAGUCGUUCUUUGUUUUUGGUUCA
Messenger RNA from Momordica charantia (bitter melon), 1600 nucleotides. RefSeq names its product epoxide hydrolase 1. The record is from RefSeq and is a predicted model, not a curated record. Gene Ontology annotation, molecular function: catalytic activity. NCBI's taxonomy places the organism in Eukaryota, Viridiplantae, Streptophyta, Magnoliopsida, Cucurbitales, Cucurbitaceae.